GGCCCGAGUUGCCGUCGGAUUUCAAACUUCAAUGCAUUCAAAAAAUGGAUUUCGAAACGAGAUUUAACCUGCGAUACACUUCCAGCGAAGAGAUGCGCCUCGUGGACUCCCAGAAGAUCUCAUUUGAAUUGAUGAAAAUCAAUUGGAAUUUCAUUUAUUUCGAAGUAACGUUUACUGGAAAGCUAGAAGCUGAUCUACACGUUGACGGGUGGUGCAGUGAACGUAAACUGCUCCCACGUCUUCUCUUCGCUUUAAAAGUUGGAAAAAUUCAACAACUUCACAUCUGGAAUACCACCGAACGGCUUCUAAACGAAACACUUUCUCCAUUUACGGGAUCGAUUUCAUUGAAUGUCAAAAACCUUCAUCUCGGCUUGGAGAGCAACAACGAUAUUCUAUUCUUUUUGGAAAAAUGUGACAAGAAACAACUGAAUACUAUUGAAACUGACCAAAGGGACAACGAUAUGAUAUGAAAGAAAUGAAUAUGAUAUGAAUGAUAUGAAAGAGCUUGUCGAAGCAUUAAUUGUCUCCAACUACAAAAAUGUGGCUUUCUCUAAAUGGUACUAUCCCGUCAACCCAGAAAAUAUGGAUUUACUCGUGAACUAUCAGAUUGAGAGUUUGAUUUCGAAUAAUGCAACAAUUGGAAUAAAUUAUCGAUUCAAAAAAUGGGAUGCCGAUCAAUGUAUGGAUAUGAUGAGCACAAAUUUCAAAGAUCGUGUUGUCCAUUUCAAGAAAAACGACGAAUUGAGACUUCAAACUAAUAAUCCUGCCAAACACAUUCUUCUCACAAAAUGCGAUCGAUAUUCAAAGGCGUGGGGAAUUUUGUGUCAAGUCAUUCCUUCGGAUCUUCACGAAACUGGAUUUGUUGCCGUGUGGCCAGGCUGGAAUGAUAACGACCCCGAUGCGGAUAGAGAGCCGAUCAGAAAUUAUGAUGAAUGGGAUGACUGUAAAAUGGGCGAACCGGAGUACGAAACGAAUUGGUGUGAUUUGCCGCCGGAAUUCAAACUUCAAUGCAUUCAAAAAAUGGAUUUCGAGACGAGAUUCAACCUCCGCUACACUGCCAGUGAAGAAAAAAAUCUCGUGGGCUCUGAGAAGCUUCACUUUUAUCAAGUAUAUUUCGAAAUCUUAGGAUAUUCGAAAAGUCUUGUAGCUACAUUUCUUGACAAGGAGAAUGCUCAAUUGGAUGUGUGCGACACCGAAUCUGUUGUCAAAAGCCAUGUUAUUCCACGUCUUCUCUAUGCUGUCAAUGUCGGAACCAUGCAGAAGCUCUACAUCCAAACAGACUCAGACAAAGGAAUCAACGAAGUGCUCGCCCCGUUAUAG
Messenger RNA from Caenorhabditis elegans, 1320 nucleotides. RefSeq names its product F-box domain-containing protein (gene F14D2.8). The transcript has 7 exons. The record is from RefSeq and is marked reviewed. The coding region runs from base 487 to 1320 and encodes 277 amino acids. Lineage: Eukaryota; Metazoa; Nematoda; Chromadorea; Rhabditida; Rhabditidae.